AUGCCUGACGAUGUAGUGGCAAAACGCCUCAAUGGCAACGGCGAACUUGCUGCCAUCAAGGUGAUCAAGCUGGAGCCGGGUGACGACUUCGCCAUCAUCCAGCAAGAGAUACUGAUGAUGAAGGACUGUCGUCACCCGAACAUCGUAGCGUAUUAUGGCUCUUAUUUGCGCAGAGACAAGCUCUGGAUCUCUAUGGAGUAUUGUGGUGGAGGAAGUUUGCAGGACAUCUACCACGUAACGGGUCCGCUGACGGAAAUUCAAAUCGCUUACAUGUGCCGGGAGACACUUACCGGCCUCUCCUAUCUGCAUAGCAUGGGCAAGAUGCAUAGGGAUAUAAAGGGCGCCAAUAUACUUCUAACGGAAUGCGGUGAUUCCUUUAUUGGAACCCCGUACUGGAUGGCGCCUGAGGUGGCGGCAGUAGAACGGAAGGGUGGGUACAAUCAACUUUGUGAUAUUUGGGCUUGUGGAAUCACUGCUAUUGAGUUAGCAGAGCUCCAGCCUCCGAUGUUCGAGCUCCAUCCAAUGAGGGUGUUGUUUCUUAUGUCGAAGUCGGGGUUCAAACCCCCGCAGCUUAAAGAGCGAGAGCGCUGGUCGCAACUAUUUCAUGGAUUUCUCAAACUGGCUCUCACCAAGAAUCCUAAGAAGAGACCCACCGCUGAUAAAUUGUUGCAGCACCCUUUCUUCCAACAAGAGAUGAACAAGAGACUGGCGAUAGAUCUCCUCCAGAAAUAUUCAAACCCACCCUCACAUUGUAAUAAUCAGGAAUUGGACGAAGAUGGGGCGAUAUCCAAUGUGCCACAACGUAUAGCAUCGAAGCACACUGGGCGUGGCGGAAGGCGUGUCCUGGCAGACCAGCCUCCGAACAACAUUAGGCCUAGGAGUUUGAUUGAUGAUGAUAUUAUGACAGCAUCUAGAGUUCGGUUAAUGGAAGAAAGUCGCGAUCGUCGCAGCGGCGUAUACGACGACUCACCCAUCAUAGACUUGGACGCGGAAGACGACCUCAGCCUCGCCUCUAUGCCUAAAGUUAUCAAUUUCGCUGCCGACCUUAAUAAUAGCGGGGAUACUAUUAAACGGAAUGCAUACCAUAGACAAACCAGUGAAGAGUGGAGUGUCGCAUCACUAAUGACGUGUCCCAAACACAAUCCCCUCACUCAGGAGUUAUCAUCAGACUCGAUAUCUACCAGUGAAAACAAGUGGUGUCGGGUGAUCACUGGGGAUGAUAUUAUGAGAAUGAGUUUGAGGAGCCUCUUACAGUAUAUUGACGAAGAGUUAAUGCUCAGGGCGACACUACCUUUAACAGCAGAUACGGCAGCCAUGUCACAGGCUGGCAACAAUCUGUCAAUACACGAUCACCAUCUCUCCCAAUGCAUACAGCUAAAGCAGAACUUUUUAAAUAAUUCUUCUACGAACGUCUAUCAAAGUUUAACGAGCUUUCAAACGCCAAUCGGGUCGUCUUCGGCGUCGAUAAACGAACAAUUGUGUAAGAAAGACGAGAUAAUGUACGCCGAUCAUCAGGACUCGGAAACUCCCAUCAACUCGAAUUGUGAGUGUGGUUUGUGCCCGAAACCGGAAUCAAAAGACGUGAACACCCUCAGUGAUUUGCAACGCUCCGUCGCACCGAAGUGCUCCUGUGACUCCUGCAAUUCGAACGGUGAUAUUCUAAGCUAUUACCGGCAUUGUCCGAACCAGAAUCAAGACUCUGGGAUAGUUAUCUGUGAGGUUUGCAAGAAACAAAAGAUUUCUGUUAGCAAUUUUCGCGCUCUGCAGAUCGCAAAUCGUUUACAAAUAUCGGAUUCGGGGCAGAUUGAAAAUGGCGGUUCGGAUGACGAGUUGUGUCGGAAGAUCGACAUAAGUUUAAAUAUGGAUGUACAAGAGCAUAGAAAGAGGCAUAAUAGGCACAAUUCGGAUUCGGUCACGGCGGGGAUAGAUUUGAAUCAGUUCUGUCAGUGUGAAUUGGAUGGUAGUAAGCGGAAAACUUCGUCGGUAGAUGAAAUUUUCAAGAUGGCGGAGGAUGGUGGGUCGAGUCAAGAGUUGAAGGAUGAUGAGGUGAAGACGAGUCAACGGCAACGAAGCUUAUCAGAUAGUCAACGGGACAAGGCGAAAGUUGAUGCUGAAGUUUGUGUGACAGGUAGUAGUACACCUCCCGUCCCUCCUCGGCGAGCGCGGGGUAGACGGGUUCGAAGCCCAGUGCGACCAGCACCCAACGGACUACCGCCUACACCCAAAGUGCACAUGGGUGCUUGUUUCUCAAAGGUGUUUAAUGGUUGUCCUCUUCGGAUAAACUGCACAGCAUCUUGGAUACACCCAGACACCAGGGAUCAGCAUAUUCUCAUAGGUGCGGAGGAGGGCAUCUACACUUUGAACUUGAACGAGCUACAUGAGACUGCGAUGGACCAACUCUGUCCUCGAAGGACGAUUUGGAUGCACGUGAUCAAGGAUGUUCUUAUGUCGCUCUCUGGUAAAACCCCCUGCCUCUACCGGCACGAGCUGUUGGUGUUAACGGGUAGUGGGCGGGCGGGGGCGGGUAGAUCCCUUCGCGUGUUGCCGCCCCGGCUUCUACCCAGACGGUUCGCGCCUUCCACGCGCGUCCCUGACACCAGAGGUUGUACCGUGUGCGCAGUAGUCCGUAACCCUUACAAUGGAUACAAGUACCUGUGCGGGGCCACACCCGCUGGAUUAUUCCUCAUGCAGUGGUACGACCCUCUACGGAAGUUCAUGCUACUGAAGAACAUCGAAUGUGUCCUACCGUCGCCGUUACUCGCUUUCGAGUUAAUCAUUACCCCGGAGCUGGAGUAUCCACUUCUUUGUGUUGGCGUCACGAGGAAACCUAUACGGCUAAAUCUAAUUAAUAUAAACUCGGGUGCGAGCUGGUUCCACUCGGACGAGCUGGAGGUCCGCCCCGGGGGCUCCAACACCGUCAUACCGAGGCCUGAGAGGCUUCACACGCUUAGGGCUGUGCAUCAGUUGAAUAAGGACGCGGUACUAGUGUGUCACGAAAACGUAGUGGACAUAAUCCCGGUGCUUCCCGGGUUCGAUUCCCGGCGACAAGACGACAGGCGGAAGAGCAAGUUGCCGCAGAGACUGCAGUUCGACUUCCAGAUUGAUAGCAUAUUAUGUCUGGCGGACUCGGUGCUGGCCUUCCACCGCAACGGUAUGCAAGGUCGGUCCUUAAGGAACGCUGACGUCACUCAGGAAAUAGUCGACCACUCACGCGCAUACCGACUCGUCGGACACGACAAAGUUGUAGUACUAGAAUCGCACGUACUCCAAAACAACACGCUCUCAGGCGAAGACGGGAACGAUCUAUAUAUUUUGGCCGGACACGAGGCCUCGUACUAA
Molecule: messenger RNA, 3339 nt
Organism: Pieris macdunnoughi
Lineage: Eukaryota; Metazoa; Arthropoda; Insecta; Lepidoptera; Pieridae
Source: the annotation of a GenBank genome assembly